AUGUUCGCCGCUCUGUUGCAUACGUGCAUUGUUCGUGGUAUUCUGGCUGCCAGUCGCAACCAAUUUCGGGAGUUGGUUCGCUUCAUUGACGAGCAUGAGAUUGUGCCGGCGGUCGAUGAUGUGGUGUUCAAGUUGGCUGAGGCAAAGAGCGCAUACAGACGCCUCAAGGAAAAGAAACACCUUGCUAAAGUUUUGAUCGAGAUUGAUUGA
Penicillium verrucosum is the source of this 210-nucleotide messenger RNA. RefSeq lists its product as uncharacterized. NCBI's taxonomy places the organism in Eukaryota, Fungi, Ascomycota, Eurotiomycetes, Eurotiales, Aspergillaceae. The record is from RefSeq and is a predicted model, not a curated record. The transcript has a single exon. The coding region runs from base 1 to 210 and encodes 69 amino acids.